ACUCAUCGCCAUUGUGAUUGUGGUCGUUCGUUGGUGGUCGGACAGCUUGCUACUUUGCACAGCUGUGGUUUCGGAAAUUGAUAAUUUCGUAGUUAUGGGAGCUUUUGUCAAAAAAUCAACAAUGUGUCGAAAAAAUAGGGUCAGUAGAAUGGUGUUGAGGUCAUACUCGUAGAAGGCACACAACAAUUAGGAGUUUCCAAGAAGCAAAUAACCGACCAGAUCACAAGCAACAGGCCAACCAAAUCCAAUAUUUACCGCAGUUUCAUCUCUUUUCGAAGAGUAUCAAUUUGUCAAUCCGAGAACACGAGAAUUAAUUCAACUUUUCAGCCGAAAAGAUAUUAAUUUUUUGAAGAAAGAGGACUCGUUUUUCCGUUCGGCAAAACUCAUAUUUCACGUAUUUAUCGCAGAAAAUUGGGAAAAGAGAAGCAGGAUGGGAUCCGCGAGACCACAGGAUAAGUCUCUCGGAGGAGGGAUUUCCCUGCCACAGUGGAUGAAAGGCAAAUUUGACAAUCGAUUCGAUUUCGAUGAUAGUGCAUUUAGUCCACCUUCUCACGACGACAAUUUCUUCUUCAUCCGCUAUGCAAAGAAUCAAGGGACAGAAAAUACUUCAUCAGGAUUCACAACCAUUUCCGAUGUAAUUAGUGGGAAUAAAGAGACCACCACCGUUCAGGCAAAUUCAGCAAAUUUAAAAGACGUUAAUCAAAUUGAUUUUAGUAAGCAUCCGGAACCUUGUCAACCGUUUGUCCCCAGUGCUGUUAAUAAAGGAAACAUUUACAAACCUCCGAAGAGAACUUUGGCGAAUAACAUAAAGCCAAAAUCGCAGGGAACGGACGAUGGUUUUCAUGGGACGCCAGCCCUCUGUGGCAAGUCGAUUGUUCACGUAGCCAAUCAAAUGAUGUCCGGUUUCAAUAAGACCGAAAAUACCGAAAAUGCAUUUCCAAAAGGGAGCAAAUCUCUCCCAGUUACCCCGAUCGCCUCGCCAAUGUCGACCCCCGACAGUUCACCAAAAACCCGGCGGCGACACGGCAAUCGAUUUUUCACCGGGGCUUUUGUCCCGGACAAGGAAAAGUAUCAGGGAAGUUGGCUCCUAGCCGGGAUUUUGGGACAGACGCGUGAAAUUGUUUCCACGAAAAUUGAGGAGGAGGAGGAGACCACACCGGAAAGUAUUCCUCCGAGGGCGCUCAGUCGGAAAAAAUCGAUUUCAUCCCAAAAUCUCACUUAUCUCGGGAAAGAUGAAAAAUCGACAACAACGGAGAAACAGACGAAAACGAGUGUCUUUCAAGCUAAGCCAUCCGAAUUGCGCGAGAUGAACUUUUGGUCGCCGACUUCCAUGUAAAUCUAUCUCUCCCUUCAUAUAUUUUCUCUUUUCUUUUUUUUUUUUUUUAUUUAUCCAAUUUUCUAAAGAUCUGAUGGCCAUCGUCUGAUAAAAUCUUAACCUAGAUUUAAAAUCUUUCAUGAUCACACUUAAGACAAUUCAGCAUUUGCUGAAGCUGUUGUUUAAAUUACGAUUUACAUUUUAGAAUUAACAGUUUUGCUAUUAUUUAAGUUUUUCCUUUUCCUCAACGAAAAAAAAAAAAAAAAACAUCUUUGGUCUUUCGUAACGAAAUUUUUAAGCAACUAGGAAGGAAAAAAAGACAAUGCUAGUGCUUUUCUUGUAUUUCAAUCGUUACUUGAAAGUUAUUCUUUAAGAUUUAAGUAUUUGUCCUUCAGUACUUGAAAAUUAAUUUUAAUCUCUAGUUUUACGAUAAUUUACGCCCGGAAAAAUUUCUUUUAUAAAAAAAAAAAAAACACUUGAAAGAAAAUAGUACGAUUGUUAUUUAUUAAUUAUAGAUUCCAGAGCACAAAAGUCAGUCGAUCAGUUUCAUAUUUGAAGAUAGAAACUCGGUAAGGAAUUAAGUAAACUUUUUUUUUUUUUUU
Molecule: messenger RNA, 1917 nt
Organism: Belonocnema kinseyi
Lineage: Eukaryota; Metazoa; Arthropoda; Insecta; Hymenoptera; Cynipidae
Exons: 4
Coding region: 431-1336 (301 amino acids)
Source: RefSeq, a predicted model, not a curated record